Molecule: messenger RNA, 958 nt
Organism: Phycodurus eques (leafy seadragon)
Lineage: Eukaryota; Metazoa; Chordata; Actinopteri; Syngnathiformes; Syngnathidae
Product: interleukin-6-like
Exons: 5
Coding region: 44-709 (221 amino acids)
Biological process (GO): immune response; myeloid cell development; neutrophil differentiation
Cellular component (GO): extracellular region
Molecular function (GO): interleukin-6 receptor binding; cytokine activity
Source: RefSeq, a predicted model, not a curated record
ACGGUCAACACAAGGGGAAUAUCAACUCGGCCAGCGACGCAACAUGUCCUCUGAAAUGUACGCACACAUCCUCGCUCUGGGGUUGCUGGCCUCUCUGGUGCUGCGUGCCGCCGGAGCUCCGCUUCCAGAAGCACCCACUGUCCUUCCAGGUGACACCUCAGGUGAGGAAGAGACGGAGCCCUCCGACCUGCUGAGCUCCUCCCCAGUUUGGGACUCGGUUGUGGGUACCGCGAAAAAACACCAGAAAGCUUUUGAAGAUGAAUUUCAAAAUAAUGCCAAGUAUCAUUUACUGGAUGAAUACAAAGUAUCCCAGCUUCCAGUAAACUGCCCCAGCUCCAACUUCAGCAAGGAGGCUUGCCUCCACAGGCUGGCCCAAGGUCUGACCAUCUACACAAGUCUUCUGAAGUACGUGGAGAAGGUCUAUCCCGGCAGUAGAAAUCUGUCCGAGGCCAAACACUACACCGGACUCCUGCUCAGGCUCAUCAAACAAAAGAUGAAAAAGACAGAAGCGGUCACAGGACUGAACAGCAGCCAAGAGGAGAGCCUACUGGGGUCACUGGACAACCAAGAUGUUUUCCACAGAAAAAUGACAGCACACAGCAUCCUGCAGCAGCUCUUCGUCUUCCUGGUUGACGGCAAGAGAGCGCUGCGCCGGAAAGAGAGGCGGAGGGGAAGAGUCCUCGAGGUCGCAAUGUAUCAUCCAUUAUAGUAGUCACAUCCGCAAUGAAGGCCGUCUGGAAAGUUGGGCAAAAGGUAUCAAAUUAAGGGAAGUUGUAUCUGCAGUGAAGUGUCGUAAUCCACUGACGGAAUAAUGAUGUAUUUAUGAGUUUUUUAAUGACGCACUGAGACUUUUUUUCCCCUCAAAUUAUUAUUUAUUCUUUGGAGAAAAUAUUUAUUGCUCACACAAAAGCCUGUUGUUAAAUAUUUUAAUGUUAUUGCUCAUAUUUAAUUUGCUUUU